CUUCUGCAGUCUCAGGGCUUUGGGGCAUCUUUGAAUCCAGGAAGAUAAGAAAGUAGCUGGACACAGUGGCCUGGGCUGUGGGAGGAGAACUUGGAGAUCACGUGUCCACAGAGGGAAGACUGGCAAGAGGACAUGCAUCUGGAGGGCAGAGGUGGCAGUCUGGCAUCCGGCAUGCUGGAAGUGGAGCUGCAGCAGACGUCAGCUCUGAUGGGGCAACCAGAGCCCAAGGGACCAACCCCCAGCAAGUUCAGGCCUCCUCCAGAAGCUGCCUGGGCAGACCCUCCGAGUUCCUGCCCUAGUGGGGCUGUGGGGCAGAGCUGCAGCAUUCCUGCAAGACAGGAUUUUGGCUUGUCUUUCAUGAAGGGAAGGUCUCACUCUCCUAUGCCCCAGAUCUUCAGCUCCAGGUCUAAAGACCCCUGCUUUACAGAAAACACUCCUUUGCUAAGGAAUUCCUCACAGGAGAAAGGGUCGCUGUGCGUGCUCAGCUGCCAGCCAGAGCCUGUCUCUGCCGAGGAAUCCUGGGACAGCAGCUUGGGGGAGUGGGAGCGCAGGUGGCCACCCAGCGGGGGCCUGGCGGAGAAGGCCGAGCUUCUGGACAGCGGCCACGGCCACAGGCGGCUUCUGAGGCUGAGGCGGUAUGUGCGGUGGCUGAAAGUCUCUGGCCUGUUUAUCUUUGUGGUUCUGUGCUCUAUUUUAUUCAGCCUGUAUCCAGAUCAAGGAAAGUUCUGGCAGCUGUUGGCUGUGUCACCGCUGGAAAGCUACUCUGUGAACCUCAGCAGCCAUGCAGACUCCACACUGCUGCAGGUGGACCUGGCAGGUGCGUUGCUGGCCAGCAGGCCAAGUCGUCCUGGGAGAGAAGAGCGCAUUGUGGUGGAGGUGACUCAGGCAGAUGCUCCGGGCUCCAGGCAUUGGCGGCCACAGCAGCUUUUACAGGUCACUUACAACUGGACAAUAUUUUUAAAUCCGAGAAGAAAUGAACGUUCAGUGCUGAGCAGGACCUUUGAAGUUUUGAGCAGAGAGCCUGUGUCCAUCAGCAUUCGGACCUCCCUCCAGCAGACCAAGGCCGUUCCUCUUCUGAUGGCUCAUCGGUACCUCCCUGCAAGUGUAGAAGCUCAAGUGACUAUUGCUGCGGCCAUCCUAGCAGGGGUCUAUGCACUGAUUAUAUUUGAGAUCGUUCACCGAACCCUGGCAGCCAUGCUCGGCUCCCUUGCAGCACUAGCGGCAUUGGCUGUCAUUGGCGACAGACCCAGCCUGACUCAGGUGGUGGAGUGGAUUGAUUUUGAGACCCUGGCCCUGCUGUUUGGCAUGAUGAUAUUAGUAGCCAUAUUUUCAGAAACUGGAUUUUUUGAUUAUUGUGCUGUAAAGGCGUACCGACUCUCCCGGGGGAGAGUGUGGGCCAUGAUCAUUAUGCUGUGUCUCAUUGCCGCUGUGCUCUCUGCCUUCUUGGACAAUGUCACCACGAUGCUCCUCUUCACUCCUGUGACCAUAAGAUUAUGUGAGGUGCUCAACCUUGAUCCACGACAAGUCCUGAUUGCAGAAGUGAUCUUCACAAACAUCGGAGGAGCUGCCACUGCCAUUGGGGACCCACCAAAUGUCAUCAUUGUUUCCAACCAGGAGUUGAGGAAGAUGGGCCUGGAUUUUGCAGGAUUCACAGGGCACAUGUUCCUGGGGAUCAGCCUUGUCCUACUGGUCUCCUUCCCUCUCCUUAGACUCCUUUACUGGAACAGAAAGCUCUAUAACAAGGAGCCCAGUGACAUUGUUGAACUGAAGCAUGAGAUUCACGUCUGGCGCCUGACGGCUCAGCGCAUCAGCCCAGCCAGUCGUGAGGAGACAGCCGUACGCACCCUGCUGCUGGGGAAGGUGCUGGCACUGGAGCACCUGCUUGCCCGGAGGCUGCGCACCUUCCACAGGCAAAUCUCAAAAGAAGAUAAAAAUUGGGAGACCAACAUCCAGGAGCUACAAAAAAAGCACAGGAUAUCAGAUGGGGUCCUGCUCGCCAAGUGCCUGACAGUGUUGGGAUUCGUCAUCUUCACCUUCUUUCUCAAUUCAUUUGUCCCUGGCAUUCACUUGGAUCUUGGAUGGAUUGCUAUUCUGGGCGCCAUCUGGUUGUUAAUAUUAGCUGAUAUUCAUGAUUUUGAGAUAAUUCUACACAGAGUGGAAUGGGCAACUCUUCUGUUCUUUGCAGCACUCUUUGUUCUGAUGGAGGCGCUGGCACACCUCCACUUAAUAGAGUAUGUUGGAGAGCAGACUGCUUUGCUAAUAAAGAUGGUCCCAGAGGACCAGCGCCUCAUGGCUGCUGUCAUCCUGGUGGUCUGGGUCUCAGCUUUGGCAUCCUCCUUGAUUGACAACAUCCCAUUCACGGCUACAAUGAUCCCCGUGCUCCUGAACCUGAGCCAGGACCCAGAGGUCAGCCUGCCCAUGCCACCACUAAUGUACGCACUGGCCCUUGGCGCCUGCCUGGGAGGUAAUGGGACGCUGAUUGGAGCCUCAGCAAAUGUCGUGUGUGCAGGGAUUGCAGAACAGCACGGAUAUGGGUUCUCAUUCAUGGAAUUUUUCAGACUGGGCUUCCCGAUGAUGGUCGUGUCCUGUACCGUGGGGAUGUGCUACCUGCUCGUCGCUCAUGUGGUGGUGGGAUGGGGCUAGCAGAUCCCCACUCAUUGCCCGAAGACUAAGGGAAACGUGAUCUUCCACAAACAUCAGUCAGAAAACUACCCUGACAUCACUCUUUGGAGGAAAAAAUGGUGCUCACUCUGGAGAUGAGUCAGAGCAGAGCCACCCUGGGAAAGACCUCUGCUACUCAUGCUCCUGUCCCAGUGGACCCUGGGAGAUUUUGGCCUCUGCUGCCUGUUCUUUCUCCCCAAGAACAAAACAGGAAACACGAGAUAACUCACUCGAGUCCCCUAAGAAAAAUAGGUAUAUUUCAAAGUACUUCUUGCUGUUCUAUGUAGGAAAGGAGACAGACCUGCUUGUCACUGCUUGUUCUGCUUUAAUGCCACUUCAACUGGGGUGACACAUGCAUGAUUUCUCUUCAUGCAAUCACUUUUCAUGCUAAAAUAAUCAGCCUUCAAACUGUAUGCCCUCUGCAUAGAGACUGUUUCUGGGAAAAGGCACACUGCUUUUAAGGAAACAUUUUCUGUAUU
Nycticebus coucang (slow loris) is the source of this 3140-nucleotide messenger RNA. RefSeq names its product OCA2 melanosomal transmembrane protein (gene OCA2). Gene Ontology annotation, biological process: transmembrane transport; melanin biosynthetic process; melanocyte differentiation. The transcript is spliced from 24 exons. Bases 133 to 2643 code for a protein of 836 amino acids. Gene Ontology annotation, cellular component: melanosome membrane. Lineage: Eukaryota; Metazoa; Chordata; Mammalia; Primates; Lorisidae. The record is from RefSeq and is a predicted model, not a curated record.